Molecule: messenger RNA, 1803 nt
Organism: Ilex paraguariensis (yerba mate)
Lineage: Eukaryota; Viridiplantae; Streptophyta; Magnoliopsida; Aquifoliales; Aquifoliaceae
Source: the annotation of a GenBank genome assembly
ACAGGAAGAUAAAUAUUCCACUAGCAUUAGAGUAGGCAUUAGAUACCCUACCUAAUCUAAUCAUAGUAAGUAGUAAGCAUCUACCUAUGAGGUUAGGACUCUGCUCAAGGACUCAUCCACAACCUAGGUCAUCCUUUCUUCCUCACUCUCGUAUACUCGGAACCCCAUCUCUCUCCUCUUAUUCUCCCAUCUCAUUUCCUCGAAAGCGUUUCACCUUCUCAGGUCUCUCUCUCUCUUUCACACUCACACACACACACAAUCCCCCACAAUUUUCCGUUCUUGUAUUCUCUGGAGUUGAGGGAGAAAGAAAUUAUUUUACGCGCUCAGAAUCUUGAUUAUAAAAGUGAGCAGCAGCUAAGUGCAGCAUAUAUGGAUUUAAGGAAAGAAUUUCCAGAAUUGAAGAGAAACCUUUAUCCGGAUAUAGAACCAUAUAGUACAGGGUUUUUGAAGGUUUCCGAUCUUCACACAAUCUAUUGGGAGCAAUCAGGAAAUCCAAAUGGGCAUCCAGUUGUUUUUCUCCAUGGGGGUCCAGGUGGUGGAACAUCACCAAGUAAUCGGAGAUUCUUUGAUCCUGAAUUUUAUCGGAUCAUUUUAUUUGAUCAGCGAGGUGCUGGUAAGAGUACACCCCAUGCUUGCUUGCUGGAGAACACAACAUGGGAUCUAAUUGAAGACAUUGAAAAGCUAAGAGGACACCUAGAAAUUCCAGAAUGGCAGGUGUUUGGUGGGUCAUGGGGAAGCACACUUGCUCUUGCAUACAGCCAAUCACAUCCUGAUAAGGUUACUGGAAUUGUGCUUAGAGGGAUCUUUUUGUUGCGGAAGAAAGAGAUUGAUUGGUUUUAUGAGGGUGGUGCUGCAGCCAUAUUCCCUGAUGCUUGGGAGCUAUUUAAGGAUCUUAUUCCAGAGAAUGAAAGAGGAUGUUUUAUCGAGGCCUACCAUAAGAGAUUAAACUCCGAUGACAAUGAAACACAAUUUGCGGCUGCCAGGGCAUGGACCAAAUGGGAAAUGAUGACUGCUCAUCUUCUUCCAAGUGAGGAGACCAUAAAGAGAGGGGAUGAUGACAACUUUUCUCUGGCAUUUGCGAGGAUUGAGAACCACUACUUUGUAAACAAGGGAUUCUUUCCUUCGGAUUCAUACCUGUUAGAUAACAUUGAAAAGAUCAGGCAUAUAAAUGCUGUAAUUGUACAGGGAAGAUAUGACGUUUGCUGCCCCAUGAUGUCAGCAUGGGAUCUUCAUAAAGCUUGGCCACAGGCGGAUUUUAAGGUGGUUCCAGAUGCAGGACAUUCUGCUAACGAGCCAGGAAUAGGAGCAGAACUUGUAGCUGCAAAUGAGAAGAUGAAAAAUAUUAUCAACAGAAAUUAGCCCUCAUAUAAUUAAGUGCAUUUCAUGGCACAAAUUUUCCCGCGUGGGAGCAGAGACAAUGAUCACAUAGUGCAGGGUUAUUUUUGAUGCAGUUUUGAUGUCUCAUGGAAUUUGACUCAAUAAUUUUGAACUUUCUUAGAGAAAUGAGAUCUCUGUGGCCAUUGUUGAAUGUGUUAAAACCAUGAAUUACUCUGCUUGCUUCAAUUGUAUCAUUUUCAGUGGAUGGGUGAAUGCAUCCCUUGGAUGAGGCUUUUAAUAAUCAUUUUGGGCUGCCAGACUUAAAAGUAUAUUGCAGGAAAAGCAUAUAGUAUGGUCUAUGGUUAGCUUGUUUCCUAGCAAGGGUUCAGAUAAGAAGCUGUGUAGUUCUUGUAUUGACCACGACAAAAGAUGAGCAAAUUGCGUGAUAGACUUGUGAAUCUCAGGUGUUUUGUCUUGCACGGUGAC